AUGUCCGAUCCAGGCGUUCAUCCAAGCAAAUUCAACGAAUCAAUGAGUAUCUGUAAAUUCUACAUCGAUAUAUACAAUAUGUUGUAUCAUCUGAAAACAAGAAAUGAAGAAGAACUAAACUCAAUUUACAAAAUGAUCAAAACAGAGUUGAUUGAAUCAAAGAAAUAUCAACCUGGAAAUGUCAUUAAAGAUAUUUUAAAUAUUAUUCCGUAUAAUAGUCGCUGUGAAAAGUCAUAUUUAUCUCUUGCCAAACGCAUAUCUGAUGAAUAUCAUGCUACAGAGGUCGCCAAUGUUGAGGAGGUUUCAAACUACCUGUUUUAUAAAGAAUACGGAAUUAAAUUAGACAAGUCUGCUGAUUUUGAACACUUUAAUACAGAAAAUGUCGAAACUCAUACAAGAAAUACAUCUUACGAAGCCAUUAUGAACAACGACUGCGACAAUUUCGUCUGCAUCAUACAGAGUGAUGCAUUUAAUAAAAAUCAAGUAUAUUACGGCGGAUUACAUAUAAUUUUGUAUGCAUGUACAUUACUUGAAUUAUGUUGUUACUCUGGAGCAGUUGAUUGUUUCAAGUUAUUAAGAACGAAAUUUAAAUCAGAAAUCACUCAGAGAUGUUUAAGAUUAUCCUUUUUAGGAGGAAAUCAAGAGAUCAUGAGCGAAUGUCUGAAAUAUCACAAGCCAGAUAAUGAGUGCAUGAAAUAUGCAAUUAUUUCACACAACCUUGAUUUCAUUACAUUCUUGAUGAAUGAAUACAAUAUGCAGAUCGAUUUUCGUCAAUGUGCAGAGUAUAAUAAUCUCGAAUCAUUAUUAGUUAAUGUCGAUCAGACUGAUGAUAUUAACGGAUGCUUUAUUUAUUCAAUCAGGUUCAACAUUCCACCCCUUUGCUAA
Trichomonas vaginalis G3 is the source of this 885-nucleotide messenger RNA. Its product is annotated as protein of unknown function (DUF3447). The transcript has a single exon. Bases 1 to 885 code for a protein of 294 amino acids. NCBI's taxonomy places the organism in Eukaryota, Parabasalia, Trichomonadida, Trichomonadidae. The record is from RefSeq and is a predicted model, not a curated record.